Messenger RNA from Haliotis rufescens (red abalone), 2259 nucleotides. Its product is annotated as protein downstream neighbor of son homolog. NCBI's taxonomy places the organism in Eukaryota, Metazoa, Mollusca, Gastropoda, Lepetellida, Haliotidae. Gene Ontology annotation, cellular component: nucleus. The transcript is spliced from 10 exons. Gene Ontology annotation, biological process: nuclear DNA replication. The record is from RefSeq and is a predicted model, not a curated record. The coding region runs from base 131 to 1960 and encodes 609 amino acids.
GGUUCAAGUUUUCGAGUCACCUUACUCCGGGCGGGAUUUGUGAAUGAACGACUUCUCGUGAAUCCCAUUGUGAAAGUAUUUGAUAAGGACAACAUUCGUAUAGGCCUACGGUAGAUUUCCUUUAUUCAUUAUGGCUGCCGCCGAACAUUCACCUAAAUGGAAGAACCCGUCUGAUGUGAUGAAGGUUCGAAGUAUCAAACGGCGAACGCUAGCUCGAAGAAAAACUAUCCACGACCCCACUGAACUGUCUUCUGCAUUGCUGAGCUCGAGACCGUCAAGUGAUCGUCCCGUCACCAAGAGGAAAAACCCCUUUGGCUGCAAAACUGACAACAAAAGACCGAAUCAUGGAAAUACUAAUAAAGAGGAUCCCAGAGAACUUUUUAAGGCUUUGGAUGUUAUGAACGAGAGAGUGAAUGAGGCGCUGACUUGUGAGCAUGGCAGCGAACAAGUCCAACACCCUGAGUCUGACAUUAGUGAUGGCGUGAGAAGCCUAGUCAACAUUGAAGAUGGGCCGAAGUGGCAGAGCAGUGAGCCACAAACAGACAUUACGAGUGAACGUCCGCCUGACACCAAGUUGUCCGAGUUUGUUGCUAACCAUUCCCCUGUGAUGAUGGACCCCACACCCCACAACAUACAGUGUCCUGCUCCCCCUCGGGUACAGAGUCACAAGCACUUGCCACUGGACUGGAGUCUGAAGGUGAAGAUGAGGAUUGUGUCGGAGGCGUCACUGUCGUGGUGUACCCAGCUGAAGAUGAAUGAGGAGGCGCGGGCUGUUAGCCAGCAUGUACAGAUGCAGCACCAGUGGCCCGGUGAUGCUGACCGCUGCUCCACCUUCCACAGCUGCUGUCUGUACUGGGUGCACCCUAACAUCCCCUGGGUGAAGCCCUUCCCACGCAUUGUAGCAGAACAGAAGAUCAGCAAUGUCAGUAUUGUGGGAUCCAACGACGAAGCCACAGUUGCCCUGCACAGAGACUGGACGGAGAGCUUGACAUCCGUGUUCCACCUACUGAGAGCCGGGAAAUGCCCAUAUUUCUAUCUGUGCACUCAUCAGUUCACGGUGGUGUUCCGUGCUGCAGGGGUCAGCAGUCAGACUAACAUCAACGCUUGUCUCACACCGACAACCCGUGGUCUGAGGGAGGCAUUCAAGCAAGACGGCAUCAGUUUCCGGAUGCCCAACUUGGAGGGGAAGAAGCUAGAAUUGUCUCCUGAGAGAGGCUCUGCUCUCGAGUCUGACCAGAACACAGACCCAGCAGCGGUGCCACAACCCCCACAGCCAUCAGGUCCCCAUAAGACUGCCUGCAGCUAUGAUGACGAGGAUGAUGAUCUGAUUGACAAUGAUGAAGGUGCAUCUGUGUGGUUGGAGAGCAUGGGCCUCGACAAAAAGAGCUUCCCCUCACUCGACCCGAACAAGGUCAAACUUCAGCGUGAAGGAUUCCGGCGUGUAGACAACAGGCCUGAGUCCCUGGUGUACGUGGAAGGUGCUGACGUCCAGGCGAUGUUCAACUUUCUCCUCAACUGCCGGAGCUGCACCGCCACCAGUGGUCCCCAGGCCGGCAUCCCCCCAACCAUCCUUGCUCCCACGGCAUUCAAAGGAGCCACACUCAAACCUAAUAAACUGAAGCACUCGGUGGCCAAACAGACAGAUGCUUCAGGGAAUUUCCAGAAAGGCCAUGUUAUAGAAAUGUCCGGACCCAUCCUCCCUCACCAUGUGCUCAACGUGUCUCACCUCCUGCGUGAUCUCCAAAAGGAGGAUUUCACCUUGACCUUCAACACACAUGAACCUACAGCAGCUCUGAACCUGAGGGGCGCCAUGUUUCGGAGUGAUUCAUGUAAGGAAGUGGAAGAGUCCGGCUUACACCCUGCAGCCCAGGAGACUCUGUCUGGCCCCGUCACCCUGCAGGACAACACCGUGUAUAAGGAGGUGACCAGCACUCAACAUGGCUUCAACUUCAACUUGUGAAGUUUUGUUGUCUUUUUGACAGGACCUAAUAGGUUCCAGAUCUAGAUGCCCUUGAGACUGGCAUUAGCAGUUAAGAUUGGUGAAGCAUUUGUCAUCUAGUGAUGUCUCGGUGAAGCUUGGGGCAUCUCAUUGAAGUUUGGGACCGCCUUUGUGGUCUAGUCAUAGAACGUCUACCCGGAGAGCAGAAGGUCCGUGGUUCGAUCCCCAGCCGUGUCAUACCAAAAGACAUUAAAAGAUGGUACUUGUUGUUACCCUGUCUGGCGCUUGGCAUUAAGGGGCUAAAACAAGGACUCGUCGGC